AUGGCAAAUCAAGCCCAACAUCAACGGUACAUAGACACAUCGUCGGCGUCAUCGUCACUGUCAGCUUCACCUAAUGGAGAGUUACCACUCCACCCAGAUCAUGGCACCUAUGGCUCUACUCCGAUCAUCCAGCCAGUCAUUUCCCGGACGCUAUCAAACAUCCCCACACCUGAAAACAACAGUUUAGAUCCUCCAAGGCGCAGACCAUCCCGACUAGAUUCCGCGAGCGGACGUUUAAAGGAGUAUCAUGCAGCAGCAGCCGCAGAUGAGAACACGGUACUUGCCGCCCGAGGCGACCCAAGGAACUAUGCAGCGACUAUAACGACAACCAAUCGUGAGAGUAUUCGAGAAGAUGUCAGGAAAACGUCAGACGGCUGGCUCGGGAGGUUCGGUGCGAUAGAACUGGAGAACAAGGGCAGUGUUGCGAGAGACCAUCUGGCUUUAGAGCGAACGUUUCUAGCGUGGCUGAGAACUUCCCUUGCAUUUGCUUCGAUCGGCAUAGCCAUAACCCAGCUUUUCCGUCUCAACGCCGCUGUCGUCACGGACCCGAAUCCAUCUGGCUACACACCGCUCCGUCACAUGGGCAAGCCCCUCGGCGCCACCUUUAUCGGCAUUUCAUUGCUUGUUCUGAUGAUUGGUGUUAACCGGUACUAUGAAUCGCAGACUUGGCUUAUGAGAGGGAAGUUUCCCGCCAGUCGGGGAAGCAUAUUUCUAUUGACUCUGGUGGCUUGUUUGCUUAUGAUUACGACGCUGGUGAUUGUGCUGGUUGUGCAGCCAAAUGACUAUGAAUUGUAG
Morchella sextelata is the source of this 795-nucleotide messenger RNA. RefSeq lists its product as uncharacterized. The record is from RefSeq and is a predicted model, not a curated record. The transcript has 6 exons. The coding region runs from base 1 to 795 and encodes 264 amino acids. NCBI's taxonomy places the organism in Eukaryota, Fungi, Ascomycota, Pezizomycetes, Pezizales, Morchellaceae.